CCGCACCGCCCGCGUGAGGAGAAGCUGACCCGGUCAAGGCUUCUCCGCAUCUCACUUUCGCGCAACGUGACUGAGCUGCUGCAGCCAGAAGCUAGUAGCUGUCUUCCAAGAGGGUUGGAGUGGGAGAUGAUGGUGAUUUCCUCCCUGCUUGGCCCACAGCGAACACCGACUCCCUCCUUCUCGCGGCCCCGGGGCUGCAGACGUAGCAGCUCCUACUUCAGCUGUGAGUACCUGUACCAACAGUAGCUUUCCCAGGAUAUAAUUUGACACUUAACUUGCUAAACUUCAAGCAUGUAAAGAUCUGGUUGGAGUUGGAAGGUGAAAGAAAAUGAAUUCUUUUACUGAUUUACCUGCCAGGAACUUAACCAUGGCGGUCAAUAUGACCAGCACUUUGUCCUCAACAGCAGUGCAUGGAUUUAAUUCCACUAAUGACCUACCUUCCAUGUCAGUAACAAGGCUUUUUCCAGCCUUACUAGAAUGCUUUGGCAUAGUCCUUUGUGGUUACAUAGCAGGAAGGGCCAAUGUCAUAACAUCAACACAGGCCAAAGGACUGGGAAAUUUUGUCUCCAGAUUUGCACUUCCAGCUUUAUUAUUCAAAAACAUGGUUGUACUUAAUUUUUCCAAUGUGGAUUGGUCUUUCCUAUAUAGCAUCUUAAUUGCCAAAGCUUUUGUUUUUGUCAUCGUAUGUGUAUUAACGUUAUUGGUUGCCAGUCCCGAUAGUCGAUUUAGCAAAGCUGGACUAUUCCCUAUUUUCACUACACAAAGUAAUGACUUUGCAUUGGGAUAUCCUAUAGUUGAAGCUUUAUACCAAACUACAUACCCAGAGUAUCUCCAGUACAUUUAUUUGGUGGCACCAAUAUCUCUUAUGAUGUUAAACCCUAUAGGGUUCAUUUUCUGUGAAAUCCAGAAGUGGAAAGACACUCAAAAUGCUUCUCAAAACAAAGUAAAAAUUGUGGGACUUGGACUUCUACAUGUAUUACAGAACCCAAUAGUAUUUAUGGUCUUCAUUGGCAUUGCCUUCAAUUUUAUUCUUGAUCAAAAGGUGCCCGAAUAUAUGGAAAAUUUUCUUGAUGGACUUGCAAAUUCUUUUUCGGGAUCAGCUCUCUUUUAUCUUGGUCUCACAAUGGUAGGAAAAAUAAGGAAACUGAAGAAGUCAGCAUUUGUUGUACUAAUUCUUCUCAUCACAGCUAAACUCCUGGUGCUGCCACUUCUGUGUAGAGAAAUGGUGGAACUCUUGGACAAGAACAACAGUGUAGUGAACCGCACCAGUUUAUCGAAUUAUGCAUUUUUGUAUGGUGUCUUUCCUGUAGCACCGGGAGUGGCUAUCUUUGCAACACAGUUCAACAUGGAAGUAGAGAUUAUAACCUCAGGGAUGGUAAUAAGCACGUUUGUGUCUGCACCCAUCAUGUAUGUUUCUGCCUGGUUACUGACCUUUCCCUCAAUGGAUCCUAAGCCAUUGGCAGAUGCCAUCCAGACUGUUAGUUUUGAUAUAAGUAUUAUCAGCCUGGUUGCCUUGAUCUGGUCUCUGGCUAUUCUUCUUUUGAGUAAGAAAUAUAAACAACUUCCUCAUAUGCUUACAACUAAUUUACUGAUCGCCCAGGCUAUUGUAUGUGCUGGAAUGAUGAUAUGGUAUUUUGUUAAAGAAAAAAACUUUGUUGGACAAAUUCUGGUGUUUGUUCUAUUGUACAGCUCCCUCUAUAGUACCUACCUAUGGACAGGCCUUUUAGCAAUUUCUUUGUUUCUUUUGAAAAAGCGAGAGAGGGUACAAAUUCCUGUUGGAAUCAUCAUCAUAUGUGGCUGGGGAAUUCCUGCUCUUCUUGUUGGUGUUCUUUUGAUAACUGGAAAACAUAAUGGAGAUAGCAUUGACUCAGCCUUCUUCUAUGGAAAAGAGCAGAUGAUCAUCACAUCAGUCACCCUCUUCUGCAGCAUUGUGAUAGCCGGCAUAUCACUCAUGUGUCUGAACCGCACCACCCACGCAGGACGCUAUGAGGGUUUCAACCAGUCUCAGAACCGCAAAGCGACAGAGUCGGGAAACACUGCUUUUGAGGAGAGUCCAGUGCCAAUAAACGAACCCGAACCUUUUACAAGUGCUAUGCCAGAAACAAGUUGCUGCUCCUGCUCCCUGGGAAAUGGUGAAUUACACUGCUCAUCUACAGAGCCAGUAGCAAACAUAAGCGCUAGUGGGCCUGUGACUCCUUCAUUUGAGAAAAAUGAUCACUGUGUGAGUUGCUGUAACUCCCAGAGCUGCAAAUUAGCCCAGGAAGAAGAACAGUAUCUACAGAGUGGAGACCAGCAACUGACUCGACACGUGUUACUCUGUUUACUUCUCAUUAUUGGCCUGUUUGCUAAUCUUUCCAGUUGUUUAUGGUGGCUAUUCAACCAAGAGCCUGGAAGACUGUAUGUCGAGUUACAGUUUUUCUGUGCUGUGUUUAAUUUUGGCCAGGGAUUUAUUUCUUUUGGCAUCUUUGGAUUGGAUAAACAUUUAAUCAUCCUACCUUUCAAAAGAAGACUUGAACUCCUAUGGAACAAUAAAGAAAGAGCAGAAAACGAGGAUUCUCCUGUUCCUGAGGAAAUAAAAACGACCUGUCAACAAUUUAUCCAUUAUCACCGUGACCUCUGUAUCCGAAACAUAGUUAAAGAAAGAAAGUGUGGUGCAAAGACUUCUGCUGGGACCUUCUGUGGCUGUGACCUGGUGAACUGGCUAAUUGAAGUUGGCCUUGCCUCCGACCGUGGUGAAGCUGUGAUUUAUGGCGACAGACUGGUGCAAGGGGGAGUCAUCCAACAUAUCACCAAUGACUAUGAAUUUCGGGAUGAGUACUUGUUUUACAGAUUCCUUCAAAAGAGUCCUGAACAGAGUCCUCCUGUUAUUAAUGCAACCACUCCCCAGCAGGAAAGAUAUAAAGAAAUUGAGCCUUCAUCCCUAUCCCCUAAGACCUAAAUUAUAAAGGACAGAAUUCAACACAGAGUCAAAUUUUAGCCCCAGAUCUGUUACUUAUUAGCUGUGUGACCUUGGGUAAAUCACAACCUCUCUGAGCCUCAGGUGCCUCUUCUGUAAAAUUUUAUGUCUUCCCACCCCAUGCUAACAUUCUUCAUUUUAUGUGAAUGUAAAACAGAGGAAACUGACACAGGAAAAAGAAAAAAAUGAAAUCAAAAUUUAAAGUUUUGAAUGAAUAUAAUCAUUACUAAUUAUUAAUUAUUAAAAACUAAUUAUGCCAACAUUUUAAAACAAUGCUUCCUGCAACUGUUUGCUGUAAUUUCAAAAUCAACAUCCAAUUUACUAUUUCUUUAAAUUGCCAAAUUUUGCAGGUAUAUUGCUGUCAGGACAUAGACCUUAAAUUAUGACAACUUUGAACUUAUUGAUAGCACCUCCGAAAAAAGGAUUUUAGUGAUUCUAAUAAAAGGCCUUCUUUUUCUAUUUUUUCCAUUUUCUUGACAAAUAGUACUCAUUAAAAAUUAGAAGUACUAUUUUUUAAGGUUUACCUUUUCUUGCUUUUCUAUCCAAAGUACUAAUCUGUGCCACUAGGAGAGGAAUAAGAACUUCCAUAAAUCUUAUCAUCUCCAAAAUCCAUCAAUACAAGUGUAGUCUAAUCUUUAACUUUUGUACUAAAAAUAGUAAUUUGAGCAGAUUCACUUAUAUUUUAUCAAUAAAAUUAUGGCCAUGUGAUGUAUCAUUUCUGGUGUUUGCACAAACAUUACAGUGCAGAAGAAUAACCCUAUUACCUUAUUCCUUGCAGUUAAAAAGAAAAUAAAACUAUAACUUCAAGCCAAGAUUUUAAAAUUCUAAGCCUAACAUCCUACUUUUACAUUUAGAAUGUAGUCUUUUUAGUGUCCAUGUAUAAAAAUCUAUAAAUUUAAAAAUUACUAAAUAUUGUCCUCAGAUAAGAUUUAUCUUCUUCAGUAAAUUAAAAAGAGAUCUAUCCACAUGACCUUUGAACCCCACUUAAUUAUUAGAUAUCUGUUUUGGCUUAAUUUAUUUAAAACAUGUUUCAAAUAUUUAUUUAUCUCAUACCUUUAGUUUCUCAUGUAAGUCAUUUAGAAAAUAAUUUAUAGGGUUAAAUUAUUGCCCUUUUAAUACGUAAUUUUUUAAAAUACCUGCAUAGAAGCCUAGUGUAUUUAACAAGUGCAGGCACACCUUGGAGAUAUUGUGGGUUCGGUUCCAGACUGCCGCAAUAAAGCAAAUAUGGCAAUAAAGUGAUUCACUCAAAUUUUUGGUUUCCCAGUGCAUAAGAAAGUUAUGCUUACAAUAUAAUGCAGUCUAAUAAGUGUACAAUAACAUUAUGUCUAAAAAAAUGCACAUACUUUAAUUAAAAUAUACUUUAUUGCUAAAAAUACUAACCAUCAUCUAAACCUUUAGUGAGGCGUAAUCUUUUUGCCAGUGGAGGGCCUUCAAUUUGUAAAAAACGCAGUUAUCUGUGAAGUGCAAUAAAGCAAAGCGCAAUAAAACAAGGUAUGCCUGUAAAUUAUACUUUAGUGUGUAGUAUUAACCUAUACCAAUUUUAAAUUAUGAUUAGGGGAUGGGGAUGUUUUUCAGCCAAACUGUCUUGCUGCAGAACUUUUUUUUUUAAUAUGACCACAAUAUAACUCUCAGAAUGCUCAGGAGUAAGCAUAAAGCCUUGUUGCUGUGUCAAGAGACUUUUAUAGCUACAGCAAUAGACAUAUUCACAUGCAUGCAGGCAACUCAAAUUCAAGUGGAAAAUUCGUUGUUUGUAAACAAGUCAUACUACACAUGUUCUGUUAUUUGCACGAAGAAAAUCAGCAGCAUCGUUUUCCAUGGGAGACAUUAAAAAGAAAAUAUUGGGUCAGAAUGAUCGGUAGUUUCAGAUAAUGAAGGCUUUUAAGAGAUGUUUUUAGGAUUAAGGAUAUGCUAAUUUUAUUAAAUAAAACUAUUUGUAACCUUUACUCUCACUGACAAAGCAAGUUUCUCAAUAAAAUACCUAUUUUAAUUUGCA
This is a messenger RNA of Pteropus alecto (black flying fox), 4949 nucleotides long. RefSeq names its product G protein-coupled receptor 155 (gene GPR155). The coding region runs from base 329 to 2938 and encodes 869 amino acids. Lineage: Eukaryota; Metazoa; Chordata; Mammalia; Chiroptera; Pteropodidae. Gene Ontology annotation, biological process: transmembrane transport; intracellular signal transduction. The record is from RefSeq and is a predicted model, not a curated record. The transcript is spliced from 17 exons. Gene Ontology annotation, cellular component: membrane.